AGUUGACUCAGUCAUUGUAUUGUUCAGAAAGAUUCUUUAGCUUCGACCUCUCUCGCUCCGAUCAUCUUCUUCGACUCUCUCGUCGCUUUCUCUUGCAAGGUUCUUACUUCAUAAUCGAUGGAGACUGAAACACCACUUAUAGCGGAGACCAUUGCCCUCACUGAAAAGAAAGUCGCCAUGGCUUUAGAUGAUAUUAUCAAGUUGGCAAAGAGAAAGACCAAUGUGAAUAAGGGCAAGAAACCAAGGAGAGGAAAGAACAAAAACCAAAACUUUAAUGGUGCUGCGAGAAAUAACACCUCUAAUGUGCGGCAUCAUAUGAACUCACUUUCUGCUGUUAGACAGGGUGCUGUUGGUAAGAGAAGGUCUAGGUUCCAAGGAAAUCAAUUUCCUGUAACAACAAACAUUGCUCGUAAAGCUGCUACUGCUGCUCCACUCGAUGUCCGCGGCAGAGCUUUUAUUGGUGGAAGGACGACGAGUGCCAAUCAGUCAAGGUGUAUUGCUCCACCAGUUCAAAAUAUAUCUGUACAGGCUAGAGUCAACGCAAAGAGGCAAGAAGUAGAUGAGAAAGUAGAGCACAGAGGAUGGAAGACAUUGGACUCUCGCUUUGCAAGUAUGAAAGAGCAGAGAAUGACGAUUAACAACUAUGGUGUUACAGUACAAGUUCCAAGGUUGCCACCAUGGGCUAGAGCCAGAAGAUUUUUCCACUGAGAAACCACAAAGCUUUUAUGGAUUUUUCCAAUUUAUAUUUUGGGUUUAGAAAGCACUAAGCAAUGCAAUUCUUUUGUGAACCUAUGACUUUAUUAUCUUUUUAAUGCUUCGAAGAAUGAAACAAAAAGUUUACA
Arabidopsis arenosa is the source of this 842-nucleotide messenger RNA. The record is from the annotation of a GenBank genome assembly. NCBI's taxonomy places the organism in Eukaryota, Viridiplantae, Streptophyta, Magnoliopsida, Brassicales, Brassicaceae.